ACAAAAUGGUAUUUGAAUUUUAAUCUGCCCUUCAAAAUAGAAACAUCAACCACAAGUUUUUCUAUGGCAAAAAGAGUUUAUAUGCAUAAUAAUAUUCUUGCAUGCAUAAUGGCAUUGUAGAAGUAGCCACUUAGUGUUGUCUUCUGUAAACAUGAUGUACAAUUCUAUACUUGCAAGAAGCUUUAGUCGGUAUGAGCAGAAGAAGUUGAGAUAUGGAGCAUUGUUUAGUUGCUUGCUGAUUGUUUUGAGUUUCUGCAUUGUGUUUAAGCCUUAUUGGGGUCCGCCACCAGUUAUAAAUUUGCGGGUAUCGAUGGGGCUGGGUCUGAAGAUGUUAAUGGCCAAGGACAUAAGCAGUUCCAGGAAAAUAGCCAGCAGCUCAAUAUACAUCCAUGAGAAUAUAAGCAAUAUUUCUCAACGUGUAGUUGAUGACAAUACCAAUAUUACUUCUCAGCAUACUGUUAAGAAUGCAAGCAGCACCCAGAAUAUAGUUGAAGAUGUAAGCAUUAGUAAAAGCCCUCAGAAAACAGUUGAGAAUAUCACAAGAAGCUCCCGGCAAUUGGUUAAGGAUAAGGGAAAUUUUCAGCUCAUAGCAAAAGAUCCAGAUUUUGUCCCAAAGGAGCCGAUCUGCAAUUUCACCAGAAUGUCAGACUUUUGUGAGAUCAACCAUGAUAUAUGGAUUGAUGGAAGUUCCGCUUCUGUAUUUAUCCCUUCAAAUACUCCUCAAACAUGGGUUAUCAGGCCUUAUGCUCGAAAAGGAGACGAAGCCGCUAUGAAUAGCGUAAGGAAAUGGUCAGUUAAGUCAGUGAUUGAUCCCCAACAACUCCCACAGUGCACCCAAAAACGCAGCGUUCCGGCCAUUAUUUUCUCCAAUGCAGGAUAUGCAGGAAACCACUUCCAUGACUUUUCUGACAUCAUUAUUCCUCUGUAUAUGUCUUCUAGAAUGUUCAACGGAGAAGUCCAAUUUCUUAUUACAGACAACGGAUAUUGGUGGAUCGACAAGUUCAGCAAGCUACUCAAGAAGCUGUCUAGAUACGAUAUUAUAGACAUUGAUAGAGAAACAGAUGUUCAUUGCUUUUCAAGAGGGAUUAUCGGCCUUAAGCGCUUUAACAGUAAAGAGCUGACUAUUGACCCUUCUCAGUCAAUGAAAGACUUCAGGGAGUUAUUAAGAAGUUCAUAUUCAUUACCCAGAACUACAGCAAUGAAAAUCAAGGAUGGUGAAAAGAAAAAGCCUCGGCUUCUGAUUAUUUCUCGAAAGAGAACAAGAUCUUUUACCAAUACAGGCAAAAUUGCUCGAAUGGCUAGAAGAUUAGGAUACAAAACAAUUGUGGCGGAGGCAACGAUGAACGUACAGGAAUUUGCAGAACUUGUGAAUUCUUGUGAUGUACUGUUGGGAGUUCAUGGAGCUGGGUUGACCAACAUUGUUUUUCUUCCUGAAAACGCGGUAGUUAUCCAAGUAGUACCCUUAGCGACGGAAUGGUUGUCAAGAUUUUAUUUUGAAGAGCCUUCAAAAGCUAUGAAUUUGAGGUACUUGGAGUACAAGGCCAGAACAGAAGAAAGCAGUCUAAUACAACAAUACCCACUGAAUCAUCAAGUCCUAAAAGACCCCUCCUCCAUCCGGAAACAAGGAUGGGAAGCAUUUAAGUCAGUCUACUUAGACAAACAAAAUAUACAGCUUGAUUUGAAACGGUUCAGAGGUACUCUGUUAAAAGCCCGUGAGCUUUUGUCUCUCUAGAUAUACAUAUAUUUUUCAAUAGUAAACCAAUUUCAAAAAAUAUCAAUUGCUCAAUCCAUCAUACUUCUCCUUAGUUUCUGUUAGGACUCAUGUUUUGGUGGGAAUUGAGCAGUUAUGAAACAUGUAUGAUUUGUAGAGGGAGUUACGAAAGGAGCAAACAUAAAAAGGAGAGUGGAGAAGGAGGGAAAGGAGAAGAAAGUGGGUUUUAUGUGAGUCUUUGGUUGAUUGAUGGAAAAAGUCUAGCCUCUCGGAAGGUUAACAAAUUAAGAAAAGUUCUAGCCUCUCGAAUAGCAAAAAUUAGAGAGCACCGACUUCUCAAAUAGCCAAGUUUCUAUCAAAAUUCUUCUACCAUUUUCAGAUUUUAUUUGUAAGUUAGUCUGUGUAUCUGCCUUUUAAUCUUUUUAUUGAUCAAUGAAAAAUAUCUUUUGAGUGAGAUUUUCAGUCCAUUAUC
This is a messenger RNA of Mangifera indica (mango), 2183 nucleotides long. Its product is annotated as alpha-1,3-arabinosyltransferase XAT2-like. Gene Ontology annotation, molecular function: glycosyltransferase activity. The coding region runs from base 152 to 1732 and encodes 526 amino acids. The transcript is spliced from 3 exons. NCBI's taxonomy places the organism in Eukaryota, Viridiplantae, Streptophyta, Magnoliopsida, Sapindales, Anacardiaceae. The record is from RefSeq and is a predicted model, not a curated record.